AUGUACGAUUUCUAUUGGAAGCCGAAACCGCUCAACGUGCUCUCGCCGUGGAGCGCCUACAUCAGUCACAUUGAGAAUGAGUUGAUGCAUCUCAAAGUACACUCGUCGUCUGUGACAUCGUCGGGAUGCUCGUCGCCGGUGUCGCAUUCGGUGCGAUCCGUCGGCAAUUCGCUGUCGAAUGGAAGUGUUGGCUCGAACACCUCGUCGGACGCCGACGUCCAACUGUCCAAUAAGGAGAACUCGAACGACAAAGCGAUCGGUGAUAAGAAUGCGAACAUUCCGGAGAAGCCGCUUCCAGCGGCGCCGCAAGAGGAGCCGGUUCGAGUACGGGCAUCGCAUCGCGAGAAGCUCACAGAUUCGCAGGUGCUUGACGAGCUGCGCACCAUUGUGAACCCGUCGAAUCCGGCGGCGAUUUACGAAAUGAAGAAGCAGAUUGGUGUUGGGGCUUCCGGAACGGUGUACGUCGCGAACGUCGCUGGAAGCAAUCAGGUUGUUGCCGUGAAGCGGAUGGCGUUCAAGACACAACCGAAAAAGGAGAUGCUUCUCACCGAAAUCAAAGUGAUGAAGAAGUUUAGGCAUCCGAAUCUCGUCAAUUACAUUGAUUCGUAUCUCGUCGACGCCGACGAUUUGUGGGUUGUCAUGGACUAUCUGGAAGGCGGCAAUCUGACCGACGUCGUUGUGAAGACGGAACUCGACGAGGGACAAAUCGCCGCGGUGCUCAAAGAAUGCCUCAAAGCAUUGGCGUUUUUGCACGGGCACUCGAUUGUGCAUCGCGACAUCAAGAGCGACAACGUGCUGCUCGGAAUGAACGGCGAGGUGAAGCUCACCGACAUGGGAUUCUGUGCGCAAAUUCAGCCGGGCUCGAAACGCGACACCGUCGUCGGAACACCGUACUGGAUGUCGCCGGAGAUUCUCAACAAGAAGCAGUACAACUACAAGGUCGACAUUUGGUCGUUGGGCAUUAUGGCGUUGGAGAUGAUCGACGGCGAGCCGCCGUACUUGCGAGAGACGCCGUUGAAGGCGAUCUAUUUGAUAGCCCAGAAUGGAAAGCCGGAGAUCAAGAAGAAGGAUGAGCUGUCGCCGGAGUUUUUGCAUUUCCUCGAUAGGUGUUUGGUUGUGGAUCCCGAUCAGAGGGCCGACACCGCCGAGCUUCUCGCUCAUCCAUUCUUGACGCGAGCCAAACCUCUGUCAUCGCUGGUGCCGUACAUCAAAGCGGUGAAGGAGUCGUUCGGGCACAAGUAG
Caenorhabditis bovis is the source of this 1242-nucleotide messenger RNA. The record is from the annotation of a GenBank genome assembly. NCBI's taxonomy places the organism in Eukaryota, Metazoa, Nematoda, Chromadorea, Rhabditida, Rhabditidae.